Molecule: messenger RNA, 3805 nt
Organism: Grus americana (Whooping crane)
Lineage: Eukaryota; Metazoa; Chordata; Aves; Gruiformes; Gruidae
Product: estradiol 17-beta-dehydrogenase 11-like
Exons: 7
Coding region: 383-1282 (299 amino acids)
Cellular component (GO): lipid droplet
Molecular function (GO): oxidoreductase activity, acting on the CH-OH group of donors, NAD or NADP as acceptor
Source: RefSeq, a predicted model, not a curated record
CUUCGCGCCCCGAUCGCGGAUCGGCCGCUGCGAUCGCGGUCCCCGCAUUUCACAGAGCCCCGCGCGGCGAGCGGAGCCUGGGGCCUGGUGGGGCCGGGCCGGGCGGCGCGGAGAGGGCCGCGGCGAGGGGGUGGUACCUGCCGGGGCAGAGUCCUGUGACUGACAGGACGAGCGCUGCGGGCUCAGGCGGGCCGCGUCGCCCCCUGGCGGCGGGCGAGGGCCCCCGCGCAGUCCCACCGCCCCCCGUCGGGCCCGUGCGGGAGCGGCAUUGAGCCGUGCGUUACCGCACACGCAGGCCCGCCCCGCCCCGGACCCGCUGUGCUGCUGCCAGACGUUGCGGGGCCCAGCUCAGUUCGGCGAUCAAAGGACUUUGAGAAGAACAAUGAAUCCGUUUCUAGAUCUUCUCUUGUUUUUGGCUACGCUCAUCUACUCCUACUUAGAGGCUUUUGUGAAGCUUUUUGUCCCCGUGAAGAGAAAGUCUGUCAGUGGAGAGCUUGUCCUCAUCACGGGUGCUGGCCACGGCGUAGGGAGAGCGACUGCCUUCGAGUUUGCCAAGCGUCAAAGCAGACUGGUUCUGUGGGACAUCAACAAGCACGGUGUUGAGGACACAGCAGCAGAAUGCGAAAGGCUGGGAGCCACUGUUCAAGCCUUCGUGGUGGACUGCAGCAAAAGGGAGGAAAUCUACAGCGCUGCAGAGAAGGUGAAAAAGGACAUUGGGGAUGUCUCCAUCCUGGUGAAUAACGCUGGUGUGAUUACAGCUGCCGACCUGCUCUCAACUCAGGACCACCAGAUUGAAAGAAUGUUUGAUGUCAACAUUCUUGCUCACAUGUGGACCACAAGAGCUUUUCUGCCAACCAUGAUGAAAAACAACCACGGUCACAUUGUCACAGUGGCUUCAGCAGCAGGUCAUUUUGUGACUUCUUUCAUGGUGGCUUAUUGUUCAAGCAAGUUUGCUGCUGUUGGAUUUCAUAAAGCUCUGACAGAGGAGCUGUCUACCCUGGGAAAGGAUGGAAUAAAAACUACGUGUCUUUGUCCGGUUUUUAUAAACACUGGAUUUGUCAAAAACCCCAGUACAAGGCUUGGAAAGAUUUUGGAGAUUGAAGAAGUUGUAGAUGCCUUGAUGGAAGGAAUACUGACCAACCAGAAAAUGAUUUUUGUUCCAUCGCAUCUGAACAUUGCUUUGCUUUCUGAACUAUUGUUUCCAGAACGUGCCCUGAAUGUUCUGAAAAAGCUGACCAAUGCCAAGUUUGAUGCAGUUGUUGGGCAGAGAAGCACUCAGUGAAAAGCAAAAAUUGGUUCUCAUUUCCCAGUGGCACAAGUGAAAACAGAACACGUGCUGAGUGUAAUUCAGCUGGUUUGAUUCAGAGCAGAACUAAGACAGAUGCUUCCAGGCCACCAUUUCCAAGUACACCUAAGGGUUUAUCCCACACCUGCAGCAGGGACAUACCUGCAUAACAUGGAGCGCUAACACAGCAGAGGUGCAUCUCUAGAAGUGUAAAGGGCUGCUGUGGCUGUACGUCGCGUUGCCUCUAUCUCCUAGUGCGGAGGCAGACGGGAAUUCCCACAAAGCCCGUCUUUGGGACAGCACAGCUGCCUCAUGAGGGCAAAGGGAUCGCCUGAGGAUAUGCUAAUCUGACUCAACCCUGAGCAAAGGUAUUGUGCAAGAAGCAAUUUACAGAGGAGGUGGGUGGCCUGUUUCACCUCAAUUUAUCUUUUUAAAUUUUAAAAACGCUCUAAUGCACACUGAAUUUCAUGUGCUUUUGUAGUGAGUACCUGAAAUAAUACAGGCUUAUAUGUAAUGUAAUACCUAAUUACAUUGAUUAGCCAUUAUGCAUUAGCACCAUCAACACUCCUUAUUCUGAAUAAAUGCAGUUUAACCCAAAGGUGUCUCUCAGCAAUGAAAGUGGUAACCACAUCCAAGCAAGGACAGCAGAGCAGGUGCUGCAGUGAAAGGGUCAGCCAGAGUCUGCCAACCACCAGGCCAGGCUGCAGGGACGAGGCAGCUCCCCAGUCACACCAAGAAGCCGCAUCAUGAUCAGCGAGGUACAAGGCCAGGCACGUCACACCGACAGCGCAGCCCAUGCAAGGGCUGGGGCCAAGGCCAGGGCCAGGGCUUAAAUGCAGAUGGCAGGCCAGGGGGCAGAGGGUGCACGGGGGAAGGCUCUGGAUGAGCCUUCUCAUAGCUCCUCAUCACCAGCUGCAGCCAGCUCUGAGGGGGCCCACCUUCACCAGGAGGUUAAAGCCUCAAAGGCCUUUGGCCUGUGGUACAAGAGAACAGCACCUGAUGAAACUCGGGUCAAAGACCUCUUCAGACCACAGAUUAUCUUUCCACCUACUUGUGCAACUCCUGACUGCGCCAGGCAUUUGCUGGUUCACAGCCAUCCAAGGGAGGCCUGAACACGCUGCCAGCUUCAGCACAGCUGGAAAUGGGUGGCUUCCAGUGGAAUCCAUCCCGCUCACCUGAGUGUUUCAUGCUGUUCUGUAAACUGAGGUUCUUCAGAACAGGGAGAGCCCUCGUCAUCCAGCUCUUCCUGCUCUUAGGUGGCAACAGGUAGAAGUUUGUGCUGCCAGCAGCACAAAUGGUUGCUAAACCUGCUAAAUGAUAUGAAAAUGGUUUCGGUUUUGCUCCUGUAACAGGAUGUUCGGGGUGUGUCAAAGCACAAGGUUGCAGCUGGGGAACUUCUGCUUCACAGUGCAAGGUUCCUGUAGCCAAGAAAGGAAGAGAAAGAAGGGGAUUGCAAAUUUCAGGGAAUGAAAAAAAGUUAAAAGCCAAUUAAAGAGUAUUAGACAUGGGUUGUAUUUAAUACCAAGGCCCUCCAAACACGAAAGUAUUUGAGAAGCAUGCUUUGAGUCCUGAAGGAUGAAGGAGACCAAUUUGCAUGCAUGUUCAGUGAGUUAUUUUGUAAGUCUGUUUUCCCUGCCUCAGAGGCAUCCCCCAAAUCUGAGAACAGUGAUUUAAUGUCUUGUGUGUACUCUGAAAGAAAUUCUUCAUUUUGUGCUGCUUCUGCUUUUAUUUGAGCUACGUAUUCAGCUCUUGCUAAGAGGGCAGGCCUGUCACAACUGAGAGCCGCUUGCUCUUCACCAUGUUGCCUGAGUCUGCAAGUCUUCUGCUUGUCAUAAACAGAUGCAAAAGCAAGGAUUUAAGCCUUCAUCUCCUGAACACCCGUGACAGAAUUGAAUCAUCAAGCCUCCCAGGCUCCUCAGUUCUCUUCCUGGCCACAACAGACAGCUGAAGCUGAUCCCAAAGUCUGGUCACUAUGGGUGCCUAGCAGGAGCCCAUGCGAGCAAGCUUCAUAUAGCUGCCUACAGCUAAGUCCCAGAUUUGAAGAAUGGUACCUCACACCCUGGCUCAGGGCUCCUUAUGAGUCAGGUUAGUGACACUGGCCUCAUGCUCUGCCUCCCUCUGCGGCGUCCCUUGGAGUCAGCGCUUCUCUGCCCUCCUGCCUCCUCCGUCUCAGCCACAGCACUGACUGGAGCCCCGUGCCAGGACAAUGACAGCACUGCUGAGCUGUGCAAUUAGGGUCUGGCCCAAACGCUGAUGUGUUAAUUAAACACAGCACAAAGUUCCAAGAGAAGAGUAAGAAGUGCCUAGCUCUGAAUAUCUCUGCUAGAGCCAACCCAGUCUCCUGCACCAAGAUGAGCAAUGGUGCAGCCAAACCACUAGGAGAAAAAAAAAAAUCCUUUUCAGCAACUCUAAUCUUAACUGGAGACCGGUUUUUGUCAGAGGACAGAUGUUCAUGCAACCUUCACUCUUCCCCAAGUGGCUCAAAAAUAUCCUUAAAUAAAAUUAUGAACAUGACCUGGA